AUAGCACUCUGCAAUUGCUGUCCCUCACCCCUUUCAUCUACUACUCUCUCUCUCUUUCUCUAUUUCAUUCUCUCUCAGACUACUUGAUUCCUAUUUCCUCCUCUCAAUUAAGUAAGGUAUGCCUUGCAAUAUCAAAGUGUACCAUUAAAUUGAAGUUCAUUAUCUUAUUUUCCUCCAUAUCAGCAUUGCUCCAUAGCCUGUGUAGCUGAUAAGAUACAAUGCCGACUUUAAUCUGUUUCUGUUUGGUUGAAAAUCUGUCUGCAAUUGUGAGCAUUAGUUGUGGAUCUUCCUGUUGACAUGCAGCAGAGGGAGUCAUUGAGCUUCUGAGAUUACUCUUGUUUGGGUGGAUUUUGGUUAAUUACCUGAAGGACGAUUGUGUUUGAUAACCCUCAUUAAGCUCAUCGAUGUCGAACAGUUUGUAUUAUCAGGCUAAGAGAGAAAUUGAUGCAUAUUUCAUGCCUCAGUGUCAACCCUUAAAUCCUCAACUCUGUUAUUCCAACCUUAGUAAUGGAAGUUAUGGAACCUCUAAAGUUUCCCCAGGACAGUACAGCACACUGGAAUCCUCGUCUGGGAUCGGAAGUUAUCUGAUGCAUAGCUCCACUUCAACUCUUAGCUUUGCUUCCAGUGAAAGCCCGGGAUCACUACUUGAUUCAAGUUCAUAUCCCGACAAUGCGAAUAACUCGCCUGUGAGCAACUCGUGUGUUACAGAAGAUAUGGGUGACUUGAGGUGCAAGUUGAGAGAGUUGGAAAGUGUCAUGCUGGGACCUGAUUCUGAUAUAAUAGAUGGUUAUUGCAACAUGAUUGAGAGUGGGUCUCUUGUAACUCCUCUGGAGAUGGACAGCUGGGGUAAAGUGAUUGAAAUGAUCGCUCGCAAGGACGUGAAACAGGUUCUUGUGGCCUGUGCACGCGCUGUUGUUGAGAACGAUCAGUUGGUGGCACAAUGGUUGAUGGAUGAGCUGAGACAGAUGGUGUCAGUCUCCGGUGAGCCAAUUCAACGAUUGGGUGCGUACAUGCUCGAAGGGCUUGUGGCAAAACAGGCCUCCUCAGGUAGUUCGAUUUACAAAGCAUUAAAGAGCAAAGAGCCAGCAAGUGCUGAUCUUUUAUCUUAUAUGCAUAUACUUUUUGAAGUUUGUCCAUACAUUAAGUUUGGCUACAUGUCUGCAAACGGCGCCAUUGCUGAAGCAAUGAAGGAUGAAAGACGGGUCCAUAUCAUUGACUUCCAAAUCGGGCAAGGGAGCCAAUGGGUGACCCUUUUACAGGCGUUUGCAUCACGGCCUGGGGGAGCCCCCCAUAUCCGGAUAACUGGGAUAGACGACUCCUAUUCAGCAUAUGCUCGUGGGGGUGGGCUGAAUAUCGUGGGCCAGAGACUUUCAAGAUUAGCUCAGGCAUUCAAGGUUCCUUUCGAGUUCCAUGCAGUUGAUAUCUCAGGCUGUCGGGUUCAGUUGAAAGAUCUAGGAGUUCGUCGUGGAGAGGCCUUGGCGGUGAAUUUCGCUUUUAUGCUUCAUCAUAUGCCAGAUGAAAGUGUGAGCACAGAGAAUCACAGGGAUCGAUUACUUAGGCUGGUGAGGGGGUUGAACCCGAAAGUGGUUACACUAGUUGAGCAAGAGUGCAACACAAACACAGCUUCUUUCUUGCCUCGUUUUCUCGAGACAAUGGAUUAUUACAUGGCAAUGUUUGAGUCGAUGGAUGUAACUCUACCUCGAGUUCAUAAGUAUCGUAUCAAUGUCGAGCAACACUGUUUAGCAAGAGAUGUAGUUAACUUGGUAGCUUGCGAGGGAGCUGAGCGGGUAGAACGCCAUGAACUACUCGGGAAGUGGAGAUCACGGUUUACAAUGGCGGGUUUUAAACCGUACCCAUUAAGCGUUUUAGUAAAUAGCACAAUAAAAACAUUGCUACAAAACUACUGCAAUAGUUAUAGGUUAGAAGAGAGGGAUGGGGCACUUUAUCUUGGAUGGAUGAAUAGAGAUUUGGUAGCUUCUUGUGCGUGGCAAUGUAGUUAGUUGCCUGCUGAUGUUAUAAAAUGUCAGAAGCUGAGCCAUGAAGUUGUAACGUUUACUCUUUCCGUUUCCGUAAUUAGUUUUUGGCUGAUUGUUGAAGUAGCAACAUCAGCUAAGUUUGAGCCUCCCUUUCCUUUUGUUUUGGGGAAGUGAUUUCCCGUCAGUUAUUUUGCUUGAAUGAAAAAAGCUGCAAGACAAAGUAAGCUUGUUCCGUUGUCUUAA
Messenger RNA from Amaranthus tricolor (Joseph's coat), 2219 nucleotides. Its product is annotated as scarecrow-like protein 21. Gene Ontology annotation, cellular component: nucleus. Gene Ontology annotation, molecular function: sequence-specific DNA binding; DNA-binding transcription factor activity. Gene Ontology annotation, biological process: regulation of DNA-templated transcription. The record is from RefSeq and is a predicted model, not a curated record. The transcript has 2 exons. Lineage: Eukaryota; Viridiplantae; Streptophyta; Magnoliopsida; Caryophyllales; Amaranthaceae. Bases 405 to 2000 code for a protein of 531 amino acids.